AUGCAGGAAGGGAAAAUGCAGAUGCCAGCAGCAUGGUGCAGGAUCUCUGUACCCCAAAGGCAGCUGGAAAAGGAGCUGCUUGUGGUGACUGGAGGUGAACGUGCUUUCCCUGUACUUCAGCAAAGGUCACAUGAUUCUUUCAGCUACUGGGUUGAUGAGAAGUCUCCUGUGGGACCAGACCAAGCCACAGCCAUCAAACGUUUGGCCAGAAUUUCUUUGGUUAAAAAGAUCAUGAAGAAAUGGAUCCACUCAGCCUUUGGAUCCAAACUUUGUCCUGUUGAAUGUGUAGAAUAUGUGACGUUACAGUACAUGUGGGAUAACAAACACCAGGUUCUCAUCUUCUACCACUACCCUUUGUAUCAGGAAUACCCCUUCCUGUGGCCGGGGAAUAAAAUGCCGGCACCAUGGGCUAAUACAACCAACGUGCACAAACUGUUACAGUUCCUGGAGACCACUCUUGAGGAACGAAGUCGUUAUGGGACUUUUCAUGUUUCUCAAGCAAUUCUCACACCUCGAGUGAAAACUAUUGCACGACAUCUAAUUCGUGGUCUGAAGAACACACUUGUUCAUAGGAACCUGCCCAUGAUUUUAAAUUGGGUGAAAGCACAGAAACCAGGUGUUAUGGGGGUUAACAUAAUUACAUCAGACUUUGUGGAGCUGGUUGACUUUGCUGCUACAGUUAUUGCAUUAAACGACCUUCUUUUAGAAGAGGAUGAAUCCACAUCUACAUCCUGAUUGCUGUGUCUCACUUGUGCUGCUCGGAACAUUUUUGAACUAGACUAAAUGUUUUAUUUAAGUGAAACAUAUUGUAACCUCAGUUUAUUUAAAAAAAAGUUCUCUAGAGGAAGCAUGG
Molecule: messenger RNA, 853 nt
Organism: Leptosomus discolor (cuckoo roller)
Lineage: Eukaryota; Metazoa; Chordata; Aves; Leptosomiformes; Leptosomidae
Source: RefSeq, a predicted model, not a curated record